AUAAAAUCUUAUUACAUACAUAUUUACAGACCAAGAUUAUACAAAAUUAAUUUAGCACUCAAAAAAUCAACUCUUCAAUUAACAAUCUCCAACGCACAGACAGCAAAUAUGACAGCGCGCCAAUGCCUAACGGCUUCCAUCGCGCGCUGCUAUUCAUUCCAACAUAACUGCACUAAUCCACAUUUAGUUUGUAUCGUCAUUGCUAGUGAGCAGUGUAUUGCAAAUGUGCUUAACUAAAAAAAAAUUCAAAUUUUAUAUUUUUUUAAUUUUGAGUACAUAAAUAGUUUUUCGUUUUUUUUUCCAAAAUGAUGGAAGAUUGUCAAACGCCCACGCUGGCCGAAGUGAUGGAGUUCAAGUAUGAGGUCACACCCACCAUGGUUUUCGAUUCGAGUUGCCUGCAGGAGACACACAAUCUAAUUGUGAAUCGCAUCAGUGUUCGUUGCUUUACGCCGACAAUAAAAAAUUUCCAAUCGCCUGGCCUGUCACCAAUCACCGAAGGCACGCAGACGCUGGUUAACGGUGUCGCUGUGGAAGGCAUACCGAUAUCCAUGCCGAUGAUGUCCAAUGCUAACAACGAAAUCUUCAAAGCAUCUAAGAACCCCAAAGGUACGCAUCAAAAAUCGGCGCUGCCGCUGCAACAACAACAGCAACAACAACAACCAUGCCAGAAGAGCUUCUCCAAUUCACAUUUUGUAAGCGACUCACCGCCAAUCUUCACUUUAAAUUCUACCACAAUUUCGGAUACAGAUUUCAGCAUUGAAAUCGCAAGUCCCGAUAGCGCAGCAAUACUUGGGAGCUUUGGCAACAACAACAAUAACAACAACAGUGGCAGUAACAGCAAUAAUAGCAGCAGUGAUUCGGAUAAAUUGAAUGCUACAUUCACGAACAAAAACAACAACAACAACGGCAUUAAUGCAUCAAAAAAUCUCAGCAACACGAAUUUGCUCGAUCGCACCAUGAACGUGUCGACUUUGUUGCGCAGCGUCGGCCUGGAGCAGUACGUGGAGGCGUUUGAGGAGCAAAAUUUGGAUUUGGAGCAGUUCUUGAAAAUACGCACUGAGGACUUUCAGCGCUUGGGUGUGACCAAAGCGAAGCAUCAGAAAAAACUUUUAGAUUUGCUAAGCGAAUUAAAUGGCGCAGAAAUUUAGUUUUCGUUUUGUCUUUGUUUGUUGUUUUUAUUCAAAUGUGUAUUUCGAGAUGCCAUGAUCUUGUACCUAUCUAAUGUUGAUCGUUUUCGCUGUUACCUAGAGCGGCAAUUUUCUGCAUUAAAUAGAGCUUUUUUUAGUCUGUAUUUUUUAUUUGGUAUUUAUCUAUAUAUAUGUAUGUAUAUUAGGGUGCCUCACCACAAAAAAAAUUAAAUAAAGAUUAAAUUGAUUUAAACUGAUAUUUUUUUUAGUCGGUUUUUUCUUGGUGUUUAUAUUUGCGAAGUUCUUUAUAUAAAAUAUAUUAGAGUGCCCCACAUAAAAAGGUCGCGGUUUUCUAACUGGCUGUAUGAAGCUUAUUAGAUUUCAAGAUUUCCAACAGUAGGUCUUAAAAUAUAAUAGAUUUUAAAUUACACCAUGCGACAUAAACAUGAAAAUCUUGAAACACACAAAGCACUCAAUAUACUCAAGAAACUGUGGGCCAAAUAUAGUAAAACUGCGUUUUAGGUUUUUCUCUCUGACGCCAGGAUAUUUUUUUUUGUU
Rhagoletis pomonella (apple maggot) is the source of this 1685-nucleotide messenger RNA. RefSeq lists its product as uncharacterized. Gene Ontology annotation, molecular function: protein binding. The record is from RefSeq and is a predicted model, not a curated record. Bases 306 to 1148 code for a protein of 280 amino acids. Lineage: Eukaryota; Metazoa; Arthropoda; Insecta; Diptera; Tephritidae. The transcript has a single exon.